Peromyscus eremicus (cactus mouse) is the source of this 2502-nucleotide messenger RNA. It is a transcript of the gene Pid1, whose product is annotated as phosphotyrosine interaction domain containing 1. Gene Ontology annotation, biological process: regulation of cell population proliferation; regulation of reactive oxygen species metabolic process; regulation of mitochondrial membrane potential. The record is from RefSeq and is a predicted model, not a curated record. NCBI's taxonomy places the organism in Eukaryota, Metazoa, Chordata, Mammalia, Rodentia, Cricetidae. The transcript has 3 exons. Bases 217 to 870 code for a protein of 217 amino acids. Gene Ontology annotation, cellular component: cytoplasm.
CUGGCGGCGGGAGCUGAGCCCACAAGUUGCAGGCAGCGGAGCGCCACCUCGUCCCGUUCGCAGCCCCUGCGCCCACCGGCUGCGGCCGGUGCCAGGACGCUCAGCCCUCAGACGCUGAUCCCAGAUGUGACAGCGGGAUCGCCGCCCCUUCUCCUUCCCAGCAGGAUCCACAGAGUCUCGUCUGCUUCUCCGCUGCCCAAACCCUAAGGCUGGAAGAUGUGGCAGCCGGCUACUGAGCGCCUGCAGCACUUCCAGACCAUGUUGAAGUCUAAAUUGAAUGUCCUAACACUGAAAAAGGAACCUAUACCAGCAGUCAUCUUCCAUGAGCCAGAAGCCAUUGAACUAUGUACCACCACACCACUGAUGAAGACAAGGACUCAUAGUGGCUGCAAGGUCACCUAUCUGGGCAAAGUCUCCACCACAGGCAUGCAGUUUUUAUCUGGCUGCACCGAGAAGCCAGUCAUUGAGCUCUGGAAGAAACACACACUGGCCCGAGAAGACGUUUUUCCAGCCAAUGCCCUCCUAGAGAUCCGUCCAUUCCAAGUGUGGCUUCAUCACCUUGACCACAAGGGUGAGGCGACGGUGCACAUGGAUACCUUCCAGGUAGCUCGCAUUGCCUACUGCACAGCUGACCACAACGUGAGCCCCAACAUCUUCGCCUGGGUGUACAGAGAGAUCAAUGAUGACCUGUCUUACCAAAUGGACUGCCACGCUGUGCAAUGCGAGAGCAAGCUGGAGGCCAAGAAGCUGGCACAUGCCAUGAUGGAGGCCUUCAGGAAGACUUUCCACAGUAUGAAGAGUGAUGGGCGGAUCCAUAGGAGCAGCUCUUCUGAAGAGGCUUCCCAGGAAUUAGAAUCUGAUGAUGGCUGAAGGAAUUUAAGAUGUUCCAGGGAAGGCAGCAAUUGGGCAAAGAAUUUCAGAAGAUAGAUGCAUUUGCAAUGAUUCAAAUUUGGUAUGAAAAGACUGCCAAAACUAUUGGCUGACCAUGCUUUUUAAAUUCAGAAGAGCAAUUCUAAAUCUAAAGAAAUGUAUCAUUAAUUAUGUGACAUUGAAAUCUGCUGCUGCUGCGACCAUGAGGAGAGUGGGUGUAUGGGCGGGGAGGAAGGUUCCAGACUGUCUUCUCGGUUUUUUUCUCCUAUUCCAACACUUCCUGGUGGGAGAUCUCUACGCCUAUUUUCAUCAUUCUCAGGCAAAUGCUCUGUGGCUGUAGUCUGAUGGACUGUUCCAAUCUGCCUUAUGAAAUCCAACAAGAAUGUUAGGCUAGUGGGUGGUGGGCUGGUGGGUGGUGUGGGGAGGUGAUGCUAGUGUGGAGGUCGCAGGAUGGAAGGGACAUGUCCAGUCCAUGUGACUGACUGAUUGCUCCUCUCUCUUGGCAUGUUUGCAGACACUCUCCUCAGUACUGGUGAAUCAGCAGAGCUUGGAUUGAGCUUUACAACUAACAGCACGCUAGAUGGCAGUUAAUUCGCAGUUAAAAAUAAUGCUUUGAUUUACGUGAGCAUAUCAAGUAGUACCCUCCUAUUGUAUUUACUUCAUUUAUUUUCUUAGAAUCCUUGCAACUAAUGAUCAUGUUCCUCCUUCUGCCCCACCAUGUUCUUUCUCCUUCCAGCCUCCCUAAAAGGGACAGAAGCUCAACACACUUCAGGACUCCAACAGGGAAGAAAAUAACAAUUAAUUCAAUAAACAGUCAGCAGACCUACCAGAAGUCUCAGACAUCAGAAACCCUAGAACAAAAGGGGAAUGGGUUGCCCAAGUCUAUAGAGGUUGCCCUUAUUAAGUCCUGAUAUAUAGUAACUUACUUGGUUAAGUCCUAUUGGAUGACUCCUUCAUGGAAAGUUUAAACUCUGACAUGGCAUUGCCUGGGAAGUCUUGCUUCAUCAUUCAACCUUGAACUCAUGUAGGGAAUGAGGGAAAUCAAGUCAGUUUGCCCAUGUCUAUCUGGAAACCUAAAGGGAAAUGUGACCUUGUUGUCCUGAAGUCAGUAAUAGCUUAGAGUCAGAAUAAGCCCUUUGACUGUCAGUUCUGAAGAGAAAUUAUCAUUGAUAGCUUGAGAUCUCUCAAUUUCAAGAUCUUUGCAUAUCAUAAUCAUGGAAAGUAGUUGUUAAAAUAUACACAUUUAAGAUGAAUAGAUACAUUAAGAGGGCACAUGAGCCACCUUUUCAAGUGAUGUUGCUCUUUUAAAGGGUGUGUUUUAUUUCUGGUGAUGCUAAGGGCAACGGGGCACCUUAGAAGCCUUAAGUGAAAGCUAAUAUAAUCCAGACAGCAAUGGUGUUGGUAUUUUAGUCUGUGUACCCAUGUGUCCAUGUAUGUGUUUGUGUGUGUGUGUAUGUCCCCUGUGUGGGUCCAGUUUCAAGGCAUGUACAAUAAGCAUGGAGUCGUUUGGUGAGGACUCACCUCCUGAAGAUAUGCUUGUUGCUUUUUGACAAUUGUAAACUAUUCUUUAGAUAAAUGCAUUCACUCUUUAAUAAAAAUAUGUUUGUGUUAAUAAAGCCAGGAUGUUUCAUA